Messenger RNA from Trypanosoma theileri, 5529 nucleotides. RefSeq lists its product as uncharacterized. Lineage: Eukaryota; Euglenozoa; Kinetoplastea; Trypanosomatida; Trypanosomatidae. The transcript has a single exon. The record is from RefSeq and is a predicted model, not a curated record. Bases 1 to 5529 code for a protein of 1842 amino acids.
AUGCGACCGCGUCUGUUCCUUUCAUCACACCGUUUAAUACACUCACUGCUUCCACACAUCCUCUCAGCAGGGAGUGGUAAUACUACUGGUAGUAGUAAUAGUAAUAGUAGUAGUGGUUUCUACUAUUAUUGUUGUUGUUCUUCUUGUUCGGUUAGGGCGUACACCACCACAACACCCCCGUCUGACCCUUCAUGCGAUUCGACGGAAGUGCUGCAGGUGGAAUUGCUGCUGCCCGACGAGGACCAGGCGGACGACGACCAUCAUUACAACUACAAUUCCAAUGAUGCCAAUGGGGAUGAGAGAGAUCCGGCCAGGAGCCACAAGGACGAGGCGGCGGAGACGAUCACCGCCGUGGAUUCCUUCGCCCGCGCCAAAGUGGCCAACUUCAUCACCCACGCCGUUUCCUCUUCUUCCCCUUCCUCUUCUUCCUCUUCUUCUGUGGAGGUGCGGGCCGUCCAGACGGCUGGCGGGGAGGAGGCGCUCUUCCACGCCCGUCUGCGCCUCCCGCUGCCGGCCGCGUACGGCGAGCGCCACGGCGAGGGACUCGCGCCGGACGCGAAGACGGCGGAACUCGUCGCCGCGAUGCACGCCGUGCGGGUGUUGGACGCCCUCGGGCUGCCGCUCUUCCGCCUCCCGGAGCGGCAGCGGCGGCACGCGGCGGCGGCACGAGAGGCCGGGCGGUGGGCCCCCAUGCCGGGCGAUGCGCCGCGCCCACCAGACACACCAUCACCGCCAAGACUACUACUACUAUCACCUCAACAACAACAAAAAGGAGGAGGAGGAGGAAUAGGAAGGGAUGGGCCUUUGGGACAAUGGGGGAAACCGAUGGGAAAUACUAACUUUACAAAUGUCACAGCUGCGGCGUUUACGCCAAUGCGACUCACUCUCGCUUCUCCAUUCUUCCUCGAUUAUGGGAGUGUGUACCGCAUCAAACAAUUUUUAGCGUCGUAUAACUGUAAUAUUCAACAUUAUUGUCGUGUAAUACCUCUUCACAAAUAUGAUAGUAAAACACCAGGUGGUGCAGCGUUACCUGUAAAGGAUGAAGAUAAAAUGUUUCUUGUUCAGUUAAGGUUGCCGAUUGAUAAUCGUUUUGGUGAGCGUAUCGCAUUAGGUAAGGCACCUUUAAAAAAAGAUGCUAUUGCACUUGCAUGUAUGCAUGCAGAGCUUAUUAUUGAUGCUCUUGGGCUUGCACUUUAUCCAUCAUGUAAGGAAAAACAGAAAGUUCAUGCUGAGGAAUGUCGAAAGGUUAAUCGCUGGUGUAGUGAUCCUGAUGAGUAUGAGUACCACUAUGAUAAGGUCUCACCACCACCAUUGCAACUUAUCAAAGAUACUUCAACUCCAACUGCAACAGAGGCAGACCCUACAGGUUCUGUAGAAUCUAUUCUAUUAACUCAUGCCAAAGCUAUUGAUAGUUUUACUAAUGUAACAGAAGUUCAGUCACUUGUUCCAUCUGUCAGACGUGAAUUUCUUAAUUAUAUUGCACAGUACCGAAGAGGUACAAGUGAGGUAGCUUCUCCUUUUUUUGUGGAAGUACUUGGUGUGAAGGAUCAUUACGUGUAUCGUGCAACUAUAACAGUACCAGUUCCAGUAGUAGGAAAAUCAGAAGUAUUUAAUGAGUCUACAGAUUGUCAUAGUACUACUAAUAGUAGUUCUAUUGUUCAUCCUUCCUUUGUAGCUAUUGGUAUUGGUACUUCAGAAAUGGAGGCUGAAACAGCUGCUUCAAUGCAUGCCGUUCGUGUUCUUGAGCUUUUGAAUCGUCCUUUAGUUCCAGAUGAAAAGAUAACUGUAAAAGGAACACAAUUAAAUCUUACCUCGGAUACAGUGAUUCCUCCACCUUACCGUUAUGUUGUAUGUCACAUUGGACGAAUUAUGGUUCCAGGUCUCUCACCAACAAGGUCUAUUGGUGCUUCAUCUGAAAUGUCACGGCGACGUCAUAGUGAUAAUAAUAAUAAUAAUAAUAGUGGUUUUAGAGAUAAUCAAGAAUCACGACUUCGUCGUGCACGGGCUGAGAUAGCAAAAACUGACUGGUCAUUAGAUGCUGAUGCUGAUGGAUAUAUUAUUGUAAACCCAAAUGUUAAUGUACAGGAAGGGAGAAAUUACGUACAUACACUUCCUUCUGUACGACAGGCAGACCGUUUUGCAAUUGUACGACUACGUGACUAUUUAGAGCGUCAUGGAAAACGAUUAGAGGUUGCUGUAAUAACCACAAAAGUGGAAACCGAUGAAGGUUUGAAACGGUGGAUAAAAAAAGUUACCUUGCCUCUACCUGAAGUGUUUGGUCAUAUUAUUGCACAUGGAGAGGCUUAUACAGAAGAAGAGGCAUUAGUGAUGUGUGCCGUUCACGCUGAACUUCUUCUUGAUGAGAUUGGUGCACCUCUUUACGACCUUGAUGCUUUGCAGGAGAAACACUCGGAUGCGGCUGCGAUGCUUGGUAGAUGGGCACCAUCCAAGGCAGGAAAAGUACGUAGGGAUGUACGUUUACCACCACCAGUACGAAAGGAACAUGAGAAAUCAUGUUUGUGGGGGAGAUUAUCUAUGCAGACAAUGCGGAAACGUAAUGUUUCUACAACUGAAGGGAGUGAAACAGGUAUAGUUACUGGAAUACGUUCACAUGAAAAAGAUGUUACAGUAAAACAUGAAGGAGGGAUACCAACAACAAGACCAAAAUCAACAUCAUCAUUAUUAUCAACAACAGCAGCAACAGUAGGAGGAAGAACAACAGGGAAAAAUGAAUCAUUAUUAUCAUCUUUGACUGAGAGAAAAAUUGAAUCAGGGAAAAAAAUAUUAACAACAACAACAACAACAACAACUGAAAGAUUAACUGAAUCAAAUCCUACUCCUGCUAUGGGAGGAAAGGUAACGGAUGAUGUACUUUGUGACUUGGAUAGUCUAGAUUCAGUUCACCCUAAUGAUUUUUUCCGUCAUGCUCCACGACUCUUGGAUACUUAUUGUAAACGAAAGGGAGUGGAUAUUAAUCGUUCUAUGCGGCAGUAUAGUGUUAAGAUGUCUUCUUAUGGAUUUGUUCAUCGAGCCGUCUUGGAACUUCCCGUUCCAUCUCAGUUUGGUAGACGCCACGCUGUAGGUUGUGCCUUAUCGAAGAAAGAAGCUUUUGGACUUUGUUGUAUGCAUGCUGUUACUGUUCUUGGUGCCUUGGGAAUUCCUAUUUACACCGGUGCCAAACAGGCAGAGUAUGCGGCGAUAUCACGAUCAAAGGGACGAGAAGCGCCAAGACCCGGUGAUCCUCUUCAACCAGGUGAUACCAAAUCCCCACCAGGAUUAAAAAGUUUACCUGAUGUUUAUAUGGAGAAACCUCGUCCACCGAAUCCACCAAGUUUAGCUGAGUGCCGUAAACCUUUUAUUUGGACUAGUUAUGUAACGGCAUCUCGUAACUAUAUUGAAAAAGCGAGAGGUCAAGUUAUCUUUGAUGCACUUUUUUCACAAAAGAAAGCCCCACGUAGUGGAAUAGAUGUGGAAGAUAAGGCACUGGACGUGGUGGAGUCCAUGCCUCUUUUAACAAAUGUGAGAUCUAAACUUCCACAAAAGUGUGCAGCGGCCCGUUUACCAUCACCACCACCACCGCCGCAUUCUUUUCGGUUUGAACCGUACGGUCUUCCUCCAGAGCGGCGUUAUUUGGUGGAGCAACCAAUACUUGGCACUCCCUUUAUUGCCCGUGGAAUGGGAGAAGAAGGACAGGAGGCCGUUACCCGAGCCGCAAUGCACUAUGAAUAUAUUGUGGGAAUUAUUGGCAAUGCACAACAUUCACAGGGAGAUACACGGCAAAUAUUACAACAGAGAUGUGGGGAUCUUUUUGAUGCUGAACUUCGUGAUUUUUCACUACGUGGAAAGUUAUCCAUUAUGGCUCUCUACACUACAUUGCGUGCCCCUUUCGCACCAUUGCGUUUAACAUUAAAAGAACGUAGUGGGAAUGCUGGAACUCCAUCUGUGUUUAUUUCACUUGUUGAAAUGGAAGAUGAGAGUGGACUGCGUAUGGCAGGAAAAGGAGAGGAUUGUACAAAUAUUGAAGGAGCAAGGAAUAGAGCUAUUGCAGAACUUUUUAAACAAUUACAACGUAAAUCAGCAUUUCAAUCCGUAGCUCAAAUGGUACGUUCUCAUCCAACUAUAUGUGCUGAAGGUGCUUCUUGUCUUGUGGCAGAAGGAAAAAUAAUAUCAACUUUACGUUCUAUUUUAGAGAAACAAAAGAAACAACUUCUUCUUUUACAUUAUCCAUCUAUGGAUACUAUCGGUUGGGGUAAUAGGGUAUCUCAGGAGUUGUGUGGUGGUGAAUCGCAUUUGGAAUCUCUAGAGUUACGACUACUUUUUGAUGUUGUAAAAAAUGCACUUGGAUCUACGAUGAAACCGCUUCCAUUAACAAUUCCUGCAGCAUCUCGACAUUUAUUAACUCGAAUGGGUCUCAUAUUUACAAAUGAAUCUGAAAAGGAAUUUCAUAAUGGUACGGAGGUAAAAACAAUUGGAGUAGCAGUAGCCUUAUUUGCAACGUGUUUACCUCCAUUAUUUCUCCAAGAAGAGAGAUUAGAUACAUCUACUAUAAGGAGUGCAUUGCCAAUGCAGUUGGCUAAACUCCUUUUUUCUGGAUGUUUAAUGAAUUGUCAAAAUCUUUGUAUUCGUGUGGUUGCUUUAGUAUUAUAUUUGCAGUGUGUGGAUGUUAAUCAUUACAAUGGUGAGAAAAGUGGUGAUGUAUUGGAACUUUUAAAACAUGAACUUCCAGACGGAGCGAAAAAAAUUGCUACUAUUAUUGCAUCACGAUUACAGAAACUUACUUGUAACUUAAAAAGAAAAUAUAAUGAUAAGGACAAGGAUGCAUUACUUUUGAAUUCUCUUAUUGCAAGUAUGGAAUCAUCUAAUCCUUCUGUAAAUAAAGAUGUGUGGGGUUCUCUACCAGAGGGAUUAACAGUAAGAGAAGAAGCAAGAUUACGUUUCUCCAUAUCAUUCGCUACUUUCCCACAAGUAUUCAUACAGAGAAAGGCUGCAACUGAUAAUAUACUUCGAAUGAUAACAUUAGAGUCUAAAGAUCGACAACAAACGGUACGUGUUGGGGUACCAUCAUCAUUAGUUGAAUCUACUGGCUCUUCUUCCUCUUCUUCCUCUUCUUCUUCUGAUACAGUUUCUUUUUGCUGUUACAGUUCUUUCCCUUGUUUUUCUGCAUUUGAUAAGAUAAAUAAACAUCGCACAUCCACUUUAAAUAAUUCUUCUACUGUUUCUGAGGAACUGUCUAUUUUGGGAACAUUUAUAUCCCCUUCUGGUGUAUUGUUAAGCAGUAUAUUUUGUGAUGAGUCUCAUAUGAUGAGUAUUACAGAUGAUGUUUCUAAUAUGGCAUUGGUGAAUAGUUUUAUACCUGUGGUCUUACGCACAUCUGAUUCCCUUAAUGCCGUUGUUGAAUUAUCUCAAGUGUUGAAAAUGCAUUGGAGUUUACUAAAGUCUCUUCCAGAAGAUGUGCAAAAUGUCAUGGAUGAUCUUUUGGUGAGUAAACACUCCUUAAAGAAUGUUGUGCAGGCGGCACUACUGGAGUGA